Messenger RNA from Orbicella faveolata, 1026 nucleotides. RefSeq lists its product as uncharacterized. NCBI's taxonomy places the organism in Eukaryota, Metazoa, Cnidaria, Anthozoa, Scleractinia, Merulinidae. Gene Ontology annotation, molecular function: protein binding. The record is from RefSeq and is a predicted model, not a curated record.
UACAAGUAGCGAGCGCGAAGAACAAAGCAGUCUUGUAGAUGAAUGAUUUAGUGGGCUCACUUUUCGCUCAUCAGGCACUGAAGACCCUUUACGUUUGGCGAGAUGUUUGUAACGCAUUACUGUAAAUGGUGUAGUUUCAUCGGUCUAGCGCUGUUAUGCUUUGUGCCUAAGACGUCAAGUAAUGAAAGUAAAUGGAGAAAUGACGAGAAAGACACCAAGCGAGGCAGUACGACAGCUUUAUACUAUGUGUCAGUGACAACCGCUGACGAGCAGUGGGCUGGGACCGAUGCUGAUGUCUUCAUACAAAUCUUCGGAAAGAACGGAAAUACAUCAGCCGUGGAGUUAACUAAGUCUGGCAACCUAUUUGAAAGGGGAGACGUUGAUGAUUUUAUUUUGGUGGAAAAUGCUGUUGGCUCUUUGGAAAAAGUGGGAAUUAAGCGCAACGAGAAAGGUGUAUGGGACGAUUGGAAGUUAGAACUGGUCACUGUAAAGCCCGCAGGUUCUCUCGUCCAUAAGUUUGCCUUCAAUGAGUGGAUUCCAGCCAAUGAAUGGGUGUACAGUUAUGGUGGCUAAGUGCAGAGUCAUCGCCUCAACAUUUGUACCAGGAUAGUCUACUAUUGUAAUCAUGAAUGUUGAUUCUUUACUAUGUUUAGAUUGCUAAUUUAGCUACUCAACUGUCAAGGUGUUUGGUAGGAAUAAAUGAAAGAGUUUCUCUUGACAAAAGGACCUAGAUAUCAAUGCUUGCAUCCCAUUCAUUAGUAAAAAUUUCAGCUCAUCUCUAGGCUAUCAGUACAUUAAUAGGUCCGAGAUCUCAGCAAUCAGUUAAAAGCCGGACAGAUAAUUAAAACUUUGCCUAUUCAGUUCUGAGCUAUACCGUAAACUGAUCCAGACUAGAACAGUUGUAACAAUCCAAAAGUGAGAUUUCAAGGGUGUGUAUAGCACCCCUGAUAAUAUGAACGAGCAGUUUUGAUUGUCACAGAGGUUAUAGAACAGCGCGAAAUAAAUACAAGAAAUCGUUAAAACCAA